GACGGACCCUAACAUCACAAGAGCUGAGCGGUCUUAUUGGCUUCCGUUCUUCUGACGGUCACCAUGGAAACGGCGGGGUUGCUAGGAGACGGAGAGACGCGGGGGGAAACAAAGAGGUGGCUACGGCACUGCCUGUAUCUCUUCCUGGCUUAAAAGAUGGCUGCUGGGAAUCCAUACUUGAAUAUCCUGCCCAAGAGCAUCAUCAGCAGUUUAAAGAACCCGGAUUAUAGCCCAUGGCAAAGAAAAGCUAGGAAGCAAACGUCGCGUGUAGACUUACCACCACUCAAUAGAUCAGAAAAAAAGAAGGAAGGAAGGAAGAAAUCCCCACAGAGUCCAAAAUCCAGGAUAUCAGUGGGCGAAAGGAGUCCCGUCUUUGGCUUGAAGAUGCCACUCCCUGUGAAACAGAACUUCCGUUUUCCACAGACCAUGACAAAGGAAAUGAAGUUGGCAAAGAGCUUGGAGAACAUCAAAAUUCUGCAGAGGAUUUCCAAGAGCCGGAGACACAGCUUGGACGAACUGAAGCACCACUCCAAAGUUCUCUUGAAGAAGAACCUGGGGCUUAUGGAGGAGAUCAAGGAAAUGGAUGAUGAAACCGCCAAAGAGGCCAGGGAUCUUCUCCAGCAGUAUGAAAUGUUUGGGACAGUCAUCACAACCCUUCGGGACUCAAGCCAGAACCAGCUUGGCAUAGCGAAAAGCGAAUUGCUGGAGAAAGACAAAAUAGUGGAGAAGAACGUGGGAAAACUAGAUGCGGAGAUGGCGCGCAUGAACACGAAAGUACAAGCCCUCCAGGAUGAGGUCAAUGUCUUGCGGUCCUACAUGGACAAGGAGUAUCCGGUUAAAGCGGUCCAGAUUUCAUCUCUGAUGCGGAGCAUACGGAACCUGAGCGAACGGCAACAGUAUGAAUUGGAGGACAUUGAGGAUCUGUCUCGACGGUUCCUUGAGACCUUGUCAGGGAAGGCCUUUAAGGAGGAGGAACAUGUGUUUCAGACCAUUGCAGAGAAGCAACUGAUGCAGUACCAAGAUGGCCUGACUCAGAUGAACAGGAACAACCUGGAGCUGAAAAGACAAAUUGCAGGACAGAAGGAGUUAAUUGCCGAGAUGGUGAAAGAGGUCAAGGAAUUGCACCGGAGCAUCAUCAAGCUGCAUCACUCCACCGGGGAUCCGCGAAAUGUGAUCUUUGCUGAUGUCCUCCUCCGCAGACCCAAGUGCAUGCCGGACAUGGAUGUCGUUCUCGAUAUCCCCACAGAUGAAGAUUUCCCCCUCUAGUUGCUCAGAUGAAGUGCCUUGAAAACAUGGGCACAACCCUGGAGACCUUCCUGCUUUGCCAAACGGUCCUGGAAAUGCUUUAUGCCAAGGAUAAAAUCCAACUAAGUCCGAUUGGAAUGGUUUCUCUCCCCCUGCUGUAUUUCAGAAUUAGGUUGUUAUUAAAGACAGAUCUCCCAA
Anolis carolinensis (green anole) is the source of this 1443-nucleotide messenger RNA. RefSeq names its product chromosome 4 C20orf96 homolog (gene c4h20orf96). The record is from RefSeq and is a predicted model, not a curated record. The coding region runs from base 157 to 1266 and encodes 369 amino acids. NCBI's taxonomy places the organism in Eukaryota, Metazoa, Chordata, Lepidosauria, Squamata, Anolidae. The transcript has 11 exons.